AUGCAGCUCCUGGUGAGGGUGCCCUCUCUUCCGGAGCGGGACGAACUGGACUGCAACAUCUGCUACCGCCCCUUCAACCUUGGGGACCGAGCGCCCCGCCGGCUGCCCGGGACCGCGCGUGCCCGCUGCGGCCACACACUCUGCACAGCCUGCCUGAACGAGCUGGCGGCGCGCGGCGACGGCGGUGGGGCGGCCGCGCGCGUGGUGCGCCUGCGCCGCGUCGUCACAUGCCCUUUCUGCCGCGCGGCUUCUCCGCUUCCGCGCGGAGGCGUCACGGAGAUCGCGGUAGACCCAGACCUGUGGUCGCGAUUGGAAGAAAAAGUGCGGACCGAGGGUGAACGAGAUGAGGCGGGAAGACUGGCCAAGGAAAGCGGCGAUGAUAACGGAGAGGACGAUGAGGAAGGGGCGAGCGAGAAAGGGGCGGGACCCAGGAGCGUGGGGUGGCGCGGACUUCGGCAGCUGUGGGACCGGGUCCUGGAGCCGGCGCGCCGCUGGCGGCGUCCGCUGCCUAGCAACGUGCUCUACUGUCCUCAGAUCAAGGAGAUUGCCCACAUGACCCGUUGCACGCUGUAAUCAGGGAGUCCAGAAGCUAAGGCCAAAGGAAGGUGGGAGCUGCAGCUUCAAGAGGCCCUAGUCAAGACUACCGCCUCUGAGAGCCUGAGAUUGUCCGUGUGAUCGAGAGAUGCGCCAAGGGCUGGAGGGAACUUCCGCCCUAGGAGGUGCUGAUGCUGAGCUGGGGAGGCUCCUAGACGCACUCGCCCCCGUCUUACUAACUGUGCCAGCCUUAGAUUUUCAGGAUGGAGUGGCCAAGAGAUGAUAUAAACAAAGCCUGUGUUACCGUGGGAAGCAGACAGACUGCUUAGCUGUGACUUUGGCUUUU
Molecule: messenger RNA, 880 nt
Organism: Otolemur garnettii (small-eared galago)
Lineage: Eukaryota; Metazoa; Chordata; Mammalia; Primates; Galagidae
Exons: 2
Coding region: 1-573 (190 amino acids)
Biological process (GO): protein ubiquitination
Molecular function (GO): ubiquitin protein ligase activity
Source: RefSeq, a predicted model, not a curated record